Mus caroli (Ryukyu mouse) is the source of this 2114-nucleotide messenger RNA. It is a transcript of the gene Fsip1, whose product is annotated as fibrous sheath interacting protein 1. The record is from RefSeq and is a predicted model, not a curated record. NCBI's taxonomy places the organism in Eukaryota, Metazoa, Chordata, Mammalia, Rodentia, Muridae.
UUGAGACAGCGGUCUCCCGCUGCCUCUUUCAUCUUCACAGAGGAGGCGGUGGCGGGAAAAACCGGUCUCCUUCGAAGGGAAGUGGAUGACGCUCGAAUGUCAGUGGAGCGAGUCAGUGUCUAGGCGUCCAGCUUUCUUCCCCACCGAGAAGUUGAGGGGCCGCACGCACCACGGGCAGAGGAUGCCAAUGGAUAUUAUAAAGGGGAACCUAGAUGGAAUUUCAAAACCAGCCUCAAGUUCAAGAUCACGUCCUGGAAGCCGAAGUUCAAACGGUUCUCUGGAGGUGCUCACGCCAGAACCAGGGCCUGUCAAGAUUGACAUGGUAAACAAGUUGAAUUCUGGCCAAGAGGGCCACACAUCAAGUGUGGAAGAAAGAAGGAAUAGUAAUGACGCUAAGUGGGCGGACGACUCCAAGACAGAACCAGCCAAGGAGAGCUCAGAUGAAGACCCGGGCAUGCCUCAACCUCAGGCAGCCCCUGAGCAUUCAGAUGAUCCCAAGUUAGAAGAGACGAAUGCUGUACUUCAAAAUGCUAUUCGUAAGAUGCACAGACUCGACAAGCUAUUGGCCAAAAAACAAUGUAGAGAAAAGGAAGUUAAAAAGCAAGGUCUAGAAAUGAGAGCUAAGCUGUGGGAAGAGCUCAAGUCUGCAAAAAACACUGAAGACUUAGAAAAUGACGAGGAGUUGGGAAACACAAAAAAGUUUUUGUGCUUGACUUCAGAAUCUGCAGGGAAAGCAGCUGCAGAGGCAUUGCAGUGUGAGUUUGAAGACGCCCUUUUCUCAGUGUUUCAUACUCAGAUUCCUCCAGAAACUUACGAAAAUCUCAUGGAGAAAGAUUUUACCUGUGAUGUGGAGAAAAAUGAACCAUUGAUCAUAACAAAAAAGCAACCGUUUUCAAAUACAGAAGCGAUUGAGCCUAGGAGGGAAGACAGCCAGGGUUUCAUUGGGCAGAACCCUGAACACAGCCAGGAUUUUAUUAAGCGAAACAUUGAGCUGGCCAAGCAUUCAAGAAGCCCAGUGGUCAUGGUUGAAGGAGAGAAGAAAAGACUGGAUGAGCUCCUGCAAGGCCUGGAUGAUGCAGAUUCAGGACUUUCCAGUGCCGAGGGCGAUCAGUGGGGUUGGCUGGUUCCAGGAGAAGGCUAUACCCUUGCAGCCACUGAGUCUCAGCAGCUUGCUGAGAUUGACAUAAAGCUUCAGGAACUCUCUGUUGACUCUCCCACCGUCUUCAGCCUUGAAAGUCAGAGCCAUAAGGGUGAUAUGGAACGUGAUGCCAAUGAAGAAAGAAAUACGGAACCAAGUCCAGGAGAGAAGAUACUCCGGGACCACAAAGAGCAAAGGGACCGGGAGUCUCGGCUGAGAGCUAUCGAUGGCAAGCUGAAAGAGCUCAGUGAACAGCUAAACUCCCCGUCACGUCUUUCUGAGGAACAGCUGAAGUGUCUUCUGGAUGAGUGUGUCUCCAAACAGAAAUGCAUUGCUCUUGGUCUUUCUUCUGAAAGAGAAAACAAAGAUACUGAUACAGCACUUGGGUCCCAACAGCUUUGCCCAUCCACCCUCUGUGACUUAGCAGAAGAGGCCGGAGCCAAGGUCCAGAAAACCCAGCUAGAUGAUGCAAACAGACUUGAGAGUGAGGGAUGUGCAUAUCCUGCAGACUCCUAUCUUACCAAAGCCUUGACUGGACACUACAAACCUGAGGCUCUGCUCCUCGAAGUAGAGACCAUGAAACACCUCCAGUUCUCCAAGGAGGAGGCUUUUAAUGAUGCAGCAGACUAUUUUAUGUCAAAGACCAUUGGCAUUGGGAGACUGAAAAAGCCCCCUUUCUUGGAUGAUCCCCUGGAUGACAUCAACGUGAACUCCUCUUCAGAUGACCAAGAGUUGAAAACCAGCCUUGCAGAGAAAUCAAUAGUAGAUGAUCAGGAGACUGGGGAUGCUGUGAAGGAACCAGGAGAACUUGAAGCAUGACUUUCUAGGGUUUAAGGUUAAGAAAGUUGAAAAUUAAUUUGCAUUAUAUUUUUUUCUGAGUUCUUUGUAUUCAGUGAAUGCAACAUAGAAAUGAUUCCUCAAAUGAUUUCAAUAUUUGAAUUCCCUUCUUUGCUGAUUGUAUUUCUUUAAUGUUUUU